GGGAAGGGGCGAUGCUGGAAGCCAUGGCGGAGCCCAGUCCCGAAGACCCGCCCCCGACCCUCAAGCCGGAGACCCAGCCGCCGGAGAAGCGCAGGAGAACCAUCGAGGACUUCAACAAGUUCUGUAGCUUCGUCCUGGCCUACGCCGGCUACAUCCCUCCCAGCAAAGAGGAAAGCGACUGGCCCGCCUCGGGCUCCAGCUCCCCGCUGCGCGGCGAGAGCGCGGCCGACAGCGACGGCUGGGACUCGGCGCCCUCGGACCUGCGCACCAUCCAGACGUUCGUCAAGAAAGCCAAGUCCUCCAAGCGCAGGGCCGCGCACACCGGCCCCGCCCCGCCCGGAGCCCCGCGCCCGGCCUUCCCGCGGCUGCAGGCGCCCGACAGCGCCUCCCUGCUCGAGAAGAUGAAGCUCAAGGACUCGCUCUUCGACCUCGACGGGCCCAAGGCGGCCUCCCCGCUCUCCCCGACGCACGCCGCCCGGCCCCCCGCCGCCCUCGGCCCCGCGCCCCUGGCCCAGGCGGACCUGCCCGCGCCCCCGCGCAAGAAGGACCGCAAGAACCGCAAGCUGGGGCCGGGCGCGGGCUUCGGGGCGCUCCGGAGACCCCGGCCGGCCCCCGGGGACGGGGAGAAGCGGUCGCGCAUCAAGAAGAGCAAGAAGCGGAAGUUGAAAAGGGCCGAGCGGGGCGACAGACUCCCGCCGCCUGGGCCUCCGCGCGCGCCCCCCAGCGACACGGACUCGGACGAGGACGACGACGACGAGGACGAGGACGACGACGAGGAGGACGCGGGGGCCGUGGCGGGCGCCGAAGCCCCGGUGCCCCUGCUGCCCGCGCCCCCCGAGGCGCCCAGACCGCCGCCCGCCGCGCACCCCGAAGGCGCCGCCCCGGCCGACGGCGACAGCAAGGAGGCGGGCAGCACCGAGACGAGCCAGGACGGGGACGCCAGCUCCAGCGAGGGCGAGAUGCGGGUCAUGGACGAGGACAUCAUGGUGGAGUCAGGCGAUGACUCGUGGGACCUCAUCACGUGCUACUGCCGGAAGCCCUUCGCCGGCCGGCCGAUGAUCGAGUGCAGCCUCUGCGGCACCUGGAUCCACCUGUCGUGCGCCAAGAUCAAGAAGACCAACGUCCCCGACUUCUUCUACUGCCAGAAGUGCAAGGAACUGCGGCCGGAGGCCCGGCGGCUAGCGGGGCUCCCCAAGUCGGGCGAGCCCUGA
This is a messenger RNA of Suncus etruscus (white-toothed pygmy shrew), 1211 nucleotides long. RefSeq names its product PHD finger protein 23 (gene PHF23). The transcript is spliced from 5 exons. The coding region runs from base 12 to 1211 and encodes 399 amino acids. Gene Ontology annotation, biological process: negative regulation of autophagosome maturation; positive regulation of protein ubiquitination; negative regulation of autophagosome assembly. Lineage: Eukaryota; Metazoa; Chordata; Mammalia; Eulipotyphla; Soricidae. The record is from RefSeq and is a predicted model, not a curated record.